Molecule: messenger RNA, 1095 nt
Organism: Monoraphidium neglectum
Lineage: Eukaryota; Viridiplantae; Chlorophyta; Chlorophyceae; Sphaeropleales; Selenastraceae
Exons: 9
Coding region: 1-1095 (364 amino acids)
Biological process (GO): intracellular protein transport
Molecular function (GO): small GTPase binding
Source: RefSeq, a predicted model, not a curated record
AUGCGUGCCGCCCAGGUGCACCUGUACACUGCGACGCUGGCCAGCCGCCUGACGCAGCAGCGCCUGGCCAACAACAUCAAGUCCAAGGCAGACCUGCCCGGCAAGCCGGUGGAGACGUGGACAAGCUAUCAGGGCCUCCUGCGCAAGUAUUCCAUAGACGCAGCCGGCCUGCCCUGCACUGCCCUUGCUCUGGUGCUUGACGCCCCCGUGGUGUCGUUCCUGGUGGCCACCAUGAACGAGCAGUGCGACCUCUUCUCAGUGGGGGAGCCCUUUGAGACGUUUGACCUAGCCAUAGGCUUCUCGCCGGACGCCCCCGACGCCCUGACUGCGAAUAUCAGCCGCGUGAUUGUCAAGCUGCAGACUGAGCAGGGGCUGCUGGACAAGCUCGAAAACAGUUACAUAACCGGCGCCCACGGCUCUGGCUCCUGCGCAUCAACGUCCCCGACCAGCGGCAAUCAUGGCGGUGGCAAUACAGUCGUGCACAUUGUGCAGGUGGCCGGCCUGUGGUACAUCCUUGCGGCAACCAUACUCAUCGGCCUAUUCAUCACGAGCGCUUCGGUGGCCCAGAGGUGGCGCAGCGGCGCCGCCCGCGCCUCCUGGCACGAGGCAGUGUCGGAUUCGCUGGCGCCUGGGGAGCAGUUUGCGGUCAAGACGCCCAAGGCGUCGUUCUGGGGCACGACGCUCUCUUUCAAGCCCAGGCCCAGCGCCGGGCCCGCCAGCAGGGGGGAGCAGGAGCCGCGCUCGCCGCUCAGCCCCGUGCACCGCAACAGCAUGCUCUCCCGCUUCGCCACGAGCGCGAGCGCGGGCAAGCACGACGCGGCGGCUGCGGCGACGGCUGCAAGCGGGGGCGCAGAGGAGGCCACCACGCAGAGUGUGGAGCAGCGCACGGAGGCGGAAAGGAUGCUGGGAGGUCUAAGCUCUUCUACGGAGUUCAUCCCGCACUGCCGGGUAAUACUGGACAACAGCCGGUCGAAUUACGCGCAGCUGCUGGCGGCGCAGACACUGCUCAAGCUGGUCAACGAAAACACCCUCACCGGCAGCGUGCGCGUGGACAUGAAGAACUACCUCUUCCAAUACCUCAGCAGGUGGGAUUGA